Molecule: messenger RNA, 954 nt
Organism: Prunus mume (Japanese apricot)
Lineage: Eukaryota; Viridiplantae; Streptophyta; Magnoliopsida; Rosales; Rosaceae
Source: RefSeq, a predicted model, not a curated record
UUUGCUUUGCCGAAAGGACUCGCGAGGGUCCUUCCAAAUAGAAGCUGCAGUCGCCAAAUACAAAGCUCUGCCGUCUGCUCCUUCCUUGACCCAGUGUUGUUGUUCUUCUUCAUGGACGGUUUGCGGGUUAUGGAGGAGACCAUGGACUCUCUCUGGUUUUUCAGCAAUGUCUUCUUCUCUUCAAGAGCUACAAUUUUGGGUCCAAUUGAGCCUGUUGAAGAACCUGUCAAGGAAGAGUGCUCCAAACCCAUGUCACCAAUUGCUCAAAAUCAGCAGAAAAAUUCCCCACCAGAGGCCCAAAUGUCAGUUCCAUUGUGCCCAAAAUGUGAAGAACCAGAAAGUUUGAAGCUUGAUAUGGAAGUGGUGGAAUAUUAUUAUUCUCCAAGUCCAAGGUCAACAGAGAAGGAAACGAGUAGGAGGAGGAGGAGGAGGAGCAAGAGAAGUGUGCAGCAGCAGAGACAUAGGAGAAAGAUUCUUGGAGAGCUUGAUGAGUUGGGUUUGGAUGAUCAUGUGAAGGAGGUGAUUUCUGGGUCCUGGUCGUCCUCUAAUUGGAUGGUUGAGGGAAAUUGUGGGUAUAAUCAACAAUGUCAGAACAAUAUGCCUUCAAUCAGUGAUAAUAUGGCCAUGAAAGAGCAUCUCAAGUCAUGGGCUUAUGCUGUUGCAUGCACUGUCAGAUGAAUUUAACCAGCUUCUAGGAUUGUCUAAUUAUAGACUUGAAGAACACUGAUCUCACCUCUGCUUCUCUCUCUCUCUCUCUCUCUCUCUCUCACACAUAUGCGACUAAUUCUGUUGUUUGAUCUGGGCAUGCCCUUGACAAUGUAAUGAUCUGAUAUCUGAUUCUGUUUAAUGGUAUUUUAAUUUAAUUCCAACUGAUAUGUGUCAGAUGACUCUACAUGAAGUUGAAAUGUGACUGAAAGUUAGCAACUUUCAGGGUCAGCUUCCCCCUCUUAGACA